GUCGAGAGCCGUUUUCUCUUCGUCAUGGUGUGAGGGACUGCUGCAAGAGAGUCAGAGGCAGUCUCGAGGACCGGACACCUCUCCGACUGAGAGCAGGAGGUCCGUUAUUUAUGCCGCGGGGAAGAGGAGCGAGGCCUGCUGCGUAAGCGUCACCCCGUAUUUGUCGACGAGUGUUGCCAUGGUUUUGGCCCACCCAGCUGAUCCAGGACCAGGAUUCCAGAAUACGUCUGCUUUUAUUGGAUGUGCGCUGAAGCUUCCCCGCGAUGUGUCGGGCCAUCCCCGAGUGUGAAUCUCGGUUUCUACGGGGGUUGCGCUGGAUAUAAUUCCGAGGGUGUGGAAAAGGAGCAUGCGAGAGGGGUUGAUAUGACGGCUGCCUUGCUAUCAUGGUAUAGAGUCUUCUCUUUCGCAUUGAAGAAGACGUGAGAUAUACUACAUACGUUUACGAUAAUUAUAGUACAUAACUGGAAACACAACGACAGAAUGACUUCCUCCAUUGCUCCCAAGGCCAAGGCGAUCCCUCCCGGUAUCUACUGCCCGGUGAUUUCGUUGUACAAGACGACCGCGCGACAAGAGAUCGACCUUGAGGCCUCGUACAAAUUUUUCUCCUUUUUGAUCCGCAGCGGGAUCGACGGGCUCGUGCUCGCUGGCACCACGGCGGAGGCCGUGCUGUUGUCGCAGCAAGAACGAAAGGAGCUCGUGCAGGUGGCUCGCAGAGCAGCCGUUGACCUCAAACGGCCGACUUUCCCUAUCGUUGCUGGUAUUAGCGGGCAGUCGACCAACGAGUCGGUCCGUCUUGCGGAGGAUGCGUUGGCUGCCGGUGCGAAUUUUGGCCUCUUGCUACCGCCAAGUUACUGGGCCAAAGCGGUUACCCGGGAUGUUAUUGUCGACUUCUAUCGUGAGGUAGCAGACGCUACGUCUCUUCCAAUUGUGAUCUACAGCUUCCCCGCCGUAUGCAACGGUGUCGAUAUGAACUCCGACCUCAUGUCCGAAUUGGCGCAACAUCCAAACAUCGUCGGCACCAAGCUCACCUGCGGUAACGCCGGCAAGGUCACUCGACUCACGCAGGAGUAUACCCCCGAACAAUUCGCCGUGUACGCCGGGUCAUCGGACUGGCUGAUCCCAUGCCUGAGUGGCGGCGGUGUCGGCUGCGUCACGGGGAUCGCCAACGUGUUUCCGAAGAGCGUAGCCAGACUGUACACGUUGUGGAAGGAAGGAGAGUUCGCCGAAGCACGCAAGCUGCAAGGCCUGGUCGCGCAGGCAGAGAAAGCGUGUAAGGAGGGAAUCGCACCGACCAAGUAUGCCUCUGCCUACUUUGCCGGCCCAGCUGCUGGCAUCCCGGAUGAGAAAGCCUUCUGGCCCCGGAAGCCGUACAAGCCCUCAGGGACUGAGAAGCAGCAGUGGGUGGUUAAGGUGAUGCAGCACUUGGUCGAUUUGGAGAAGUCGUUGGCGGACGUUGCAUAAAUAUGAAUAUAGACUAUAGAUUUUAUGAAUUUCAUUCUCAACCCAAUUU
Messenger RNA from Penicilliopsis zonata CBS 506.65, 1510 nucleotides. RefSeq lists its product as hypothetical. NCBI's taxonomy places the organism in Eukaryota, Fungi, Ascomycota, Eurotiomycetes, Eurotiales, Aspergillaceae. The coding region runs from base 481 to 1461 and encodes 326 amino acids. The record is from RefSeq and is a predicted model, not a curated record. The transcript has 2 exons. Gene Ontology annotation, molecular function: 4-hydroxy-tetrahydrodipicolinate synthase activity.